AUGGCAACGAUACGAGCUCCGUCACCUUCCUUCCUCUCCGCGUUCCUGCCCGUCGUACGCGCGCGACUCUUUCCCCAAGAGCAAUCCCUUCGGCGGAUACCUCUCCUGCAGCAAAUCCAGCAACUAAGACUAAGAGCGAGUCUACUACCCGCUGCAUUGAUCCCAAUACCGACAUUACUGGGCGAACUUUGGGAUGGAAUACUCAACGCUGUACCGAAGAAGAAGACGAGCCAUAUGAAGAAGAGGCAUAGGCAGAUGGCAGGCAAAGCAUUGAAGGAUGUCACGGCAUUGAACAAGUGCAGCGGGUGUGGGAGGCUGAAGAGAGCGCACGUGCUAUGUCCGUAUUGCGUGAAGAGCAUCAAACAGUGGCUCAACAAUGGCUUCAAGACGAAGGAGGAGUUGGAAGUGCAGAAGGAGGAACGGUUCGAAAGACAAAAUGAGGAGCGAAUAGCAAGAGGAGAGAAGCCGCUCAAGUGGACGGAUCUGUAUGAUAAAGGAAAGGAGGAGGAAAAGGCAUAG
Molecule: messenger RNA, 519 nt
Organism: Zasmidium cellare ATCC 36951
Lineage: Eukaryota; Fungi; Ascomycota; Dothideomycetes; Mycosphaerellales; Mycosphaerellaceae
Exons: 2
Coding region: 1-519 (172 amino acids)
Biological process (GO): translation
Cellular component (GO): mitochondrial large ribosomal subunit
Molecular function (GO): structural constituent of ribosome
Source: RefSeq, a predicted model, not a curated record